GGGAGACUUACCGAGGAGCUGACUUUGCUGAAGAGAAGUUUUGCCUUAAAAGUUCUCCUAAAAGAUGAAUCAGGGACUUUUUGCUUUGGCAUUUCUCCUUUGCGUUUCUUUCGGUAAGUACUUUUUGUCCGUUCUAUUGCAUUGAUUCGCUCAUUGCCAUCUAGUUCUUUUUGGCAAUGAUUAGACAUGCCAGUCGAUCGAUACAUAGCGGAUUUGAAACGGUUUUAUUCAAAGUUGCUUUUCUUAGGACUGUACUUUCUUCGCUGUAUUGGUAUACGUUGUUCAGUUGUUCCUUGCAAGAUUACGGUUUGUCUUUGUUACGGUUUGUCUUUAUGUAUAAAAUUGAUCUGAGUGGAGGAUCAGAAAAACCUGAGUUUGUCGAUAGGUCGUAAAAGUGAUUGAAAGUUGCAUUCAUACAUUGGUGACAAGAUAUUUUGAAACAUUAAAACUUAACUGGCCAGGUUUAAUCAAAACAGCUGCGCUGUAAAACAACAAAAAUUUUCCGCGUUCACGGAUAAGCCAGCGCCUACUUUCGUUUAACAGAGGCUUUCAGUAAACCACCAAAUUCGUUAGAGCUUGCAUCGCCGAAAUAACUUUAACUGUUACUUUAAAAGGUUCAUUUCUACUAGUAAUGCAAAGGAUAUUGGUCUUGAUUCGUAGAUCAAAUGGGAUCGAAGUUUACUUGAUUGUUGAAUUAGAAGUACAUCAAAUUUGGUGAGAGAACGUUAAAAUUCUUUUGAGAGGUUUCAGCUAUUGUAAACUGUUCCACGCUUUUGAAUCAUAAUGACGGAAUAGAAUUUCUAAUAAAAUUUGUUUUUGGACUUGAAGGAAAUGAUGUCUUGGUAUCUUCUGCAGCCUGAAUUCCUCUAUUAAAUUCCCUGGCGGUGUAACUUUUAUUCAUUUGAAGACGGAAAAUUCCAGCUACGAUUAUCGUAUGCAUGCGAUCGUGACUCGUGCAUACGAGUGCAUGAAAGACGUGUUAAGUGGGUACCACCACAAAGAAAGGGAGUGAAAAUUUUCACUCCAAAAAUGGAGAUUGCCGGAUUAUUUUAAACUCGAUUCAUUUUUCAAGUGCAGAUGAGAUUCUCAAAGGUCAGAAAAGGAAAGAAAUAUUAGACGUUCACUUUCAUGUUAAGUUUUGAUUAAGUAGGAGUUCUGAAUCAGUAUGCCAUAGUCCUAACGGAAAUGUCAAAGUUUUCAUUUUUUGUCCAUUUUAGACUUUUCGAAUUUCGAGUUCAACGCAACAGAGAAUUGCCUCAUUCUCUGCUAGCUCAACGUCUAUCCUUUGUUACGAAAUUGAUAAAUCGCGUUCCACGCAAAAUUCCUAGAAACUGACAAAGGACUCAUUCAAAUUUUCCCGGAAUCGGGUUUGUUAUAAUUAUAAUUUAAGGAUUAUUGAUAAGGCACCACCCAUUCUUUAUAAUGCCCUAUAUUUAUUUUGCUGUCACAUUCUGUCACUUAAGGGCUGAAUAUCCCUAAAAAGCAUGCAUGAUCGAGUCUUGUGUAGCGGAUAAAGAGCAUGAAAAAUUGUUUCAUAACUGAGUCUAAAGUUCAUUUAAAUAAAGAAGUUGAUGUGAAGCAACCGGCAUACACUCUUUUUUUUUUUAUAAGAAUGUUGUUUUCCCAGGCCAGGCUGAAUAUUCUUAUUUUUCCGCAGAUUUUAGGCUUUAAAUAUUCUUGUAUUAUUCUUAAUAAUAGCUUAUGACAUUUUCGUUUUAGAAUAUAUUAAGGUAUCAAUUAUAGUUUUGUUAAAUAUAGUUAGCUAGUUUUGCCGUUUAAAGAAAGGAAUAAAUUGAAAACGUAUAUUUGUAUUGUAUUUACAGAUUUUCACCAGACGAAAUUCAUCGUUUUCAAAAUCUCAGCCUGGAGUUUAUUCUUAAAGUAUUCUUAAGAUUUCGCAAAUUUCAGCCUCGAUAUUCCUAUAAAAUAUAUUCUUAUAGAAAAAAAAGAGUGUAAUUAAGCAUGCGGAAGCAGUUGUCUACAAAACAAACUGAGUUGUUUGUUUAGUUGAAACUUCUAUACUAGUACACUAAUGGUAUAGAAUUUAAAAAAGGCCAAAGGAGAAUACGUUUUGAAGAAAGCUGUGAAACUUCAUUAAUGACUAAGAGUGAAAAACAAAAUGAUGUCAAAUGCUCAAAUAAAAGUACUGCUAUAUAUAGGAGUUUAAUUUGUGUGGUUUUAUAUAUAAUUGACAUCACAAGUGUCUACUCUCAUGCGAAUUUAGGAUGUUAUCCAAACAUUUCACGCUGAUUCUGCUGAGAUGCUCUGAUUCGCUACCUUUAAUGAAUGAAGAGAGACCCUGCCCAAGAAACAAGGUUGCGGGUUAAUGGAAGUGAAAAUCUGUUCGUUACAAGAUAAAAAUGAAACUUUUCUUCGGUAGCGAGGAAGCCAAACUGACUAUCAUACUUCUUAGUAUUAUCACUACUGAAAACGGUUGUUCUUCUACACUGCCGAAGACAUUGUAGUUGAAAGAAAUCGGCAAAAAUAAUAGAUUUUACAUUCGACUCUUUUGGCUUGAACUUCGAUAGCGAUAAAAGCACAUAAAUUAAGUUUACGUAACUUCGUCCGCACGGAAAGGUAUCAGUAAAUGACCGCGGAAGGUCCACUGCCUCGUCCGUCCGUACACAGGGACGCGGGUCUUCUUUGUUUAUUGGCAAUGGCCUCCUUAACGCGACGCUCGACGUUGUACUUUUCAGUAAUUAGAACAAUUAUCAACAGCAUUGCUGGAGCGUUAUAGGCCUUGCGACAGAACCAGUAGAGAGACUCUUAAAAGAACGAAUAGCUAUACGUGUAAACAACAAAGAGAGAAAACGGUACUACUACAAUCUGUUAGCACUGCUUUCCUGGACUAUACAGAAAGGAAUACAAUGAUUCCCUGCAAGUCUGAUUAUGUGUUCUAUUUCAGCAUGUGGCUUACAGUGUUAUAAGUGCUUAAGCACGAAAAGUUGGGAUGACUGUGAAAGCGUCAAAACAAAGGUGAACUGCUCCUCUGGCGAGAACCGAUGUUUUAAGGCCUACGAAGAUAUCAAAAAAGGCGGAGUAUCAGUGAAGGGUUAUGGCAAAGGUUGUAGUUCAGCAGAGAUUUGCAAAACUGCGACAGACACCGACGCCUGUAAGAAAGGAACCUGUGAGAUGGAUUGCUGCUCUGGAGAUCUUUGCAAUGCCGCCACAGUACCACUGGUCAGCGCCAUCAUCUUCACCGUAUGCGCUGUUCUGGCCACUUCUCUUUAAACCAUGAUCAGAGUACUCAAGUGUUGCAAUUUAUAGCUCCCAGUUUCAGUAAAAGGAUAAUUAAGACUGAUUCGUUUGUUGGGUUAGUUUCUAAUUAAGCUUUUUUUAUGAAAGAACGAUCGUAAACCACUUAGCGUUUGUUUCUAUCUAAUCGAGGGUAACGUUGUUUUUAGGUUUUGAUCAAGGCAAGGUCACUUCUUUGUUUUAAUGAAAGUUUACAAAAAUUUUUAGUGAAAAUCUCAACUCUGUAAGUCCUCUCAGG
This is a messenger RNA of Porites lobata, 3493 nucleotides long. NCBI's taxonomy places the organism in Eukaryota, Metazoa, Cnidaria, Anthozoa, Scleractinia, Poritidae. The record is from the annotation of a GenBank genome assembly.